This is a messenger RNA of Dendronephthya gigantea, 1144 nucleotides long. Its product is annotated as lysophosphatidic acid receptor 4-like. The record is from RefSeq and is a predicted model, not a curated record. Lineage: Eukaryota; Metazoa; Cnidaria; Anthozoa; Malacalcyonacea; Nephtheidae. Gene Ontology annotation, cellular component: membrane. Gene Ontology annotation, molecular function: G protein-coupled receptor activity. Gene Ontology annotation, biological process: G protein-coupled receptor signaling pathway. The transcript is spliced from 2 exons. Bases 23 to 1144 code for a protein of 373 amino acids.
UUUGGUGAAAAGAAUUCUCGGGAUGUCCUUUGCAAGCUAUGCUUACGUGUCAGUAACCCUACUAAUUAUGUUGACCAAUAUGUCUAUCGUUAUGCCCAAAGCUAUGCCCAGCUCGCUCAAACAGUGUAAUUCUACAGUGCCGUUUCCUCUCCUUGAAAACGUAAGUGGACGCGAAGGUAACUGGUCGCAAGUGUGCAACAUUACCCACAACAAUAGCGAAACUCUAAACAAAAGUGACGCGGGUACGAGACACGAGGGUACCGUACCGCAUACCAUUACGAUCAUCGUGGACGCUAUCGGCGUACUCUCCAAUACCCUGCUGAUCCUCGCCAUCCUGGUCGACCCUCUAAAUCUCCUUCGAAAAGGGGCGUGGUUCACCAUACUCAACCUGUCGAUCGCCGACUUCACUGCUAGCCUAUCCAACUUCCUCAUGGUCGGUUUGCAGGUCCAUUUCAACCGACCGAAUCCAGUAGUCCUUAGGACUUGUCGUUUCUUCUGGUAUUUUGGCUCGGGUGGAUCGUUCCUGCUGCUCGCGUUACUGACCGCCGAAACGUACGUCAUCGUAAAAUACCCGAUUCGAAGUAAGACGAUGUUAACUGCCAAGAAAGUCCGUCUUCUCUGCGCUGGAGUCUGGAUCAUAGCUAUUUUAUUAGGUAUAAGUAACGUCCAAUACGCAAUCUUCAAGACGCCUUUUGAACGGGCAAUGAAAUUCUAUAUAGCGCAAAUAGCCGUCUUGGAAUUGGCCGUAAUAGUCCAGGUGUUGCUGAAGGUGCUUAUAAUUCGCGAAAUUCUGAGAAGCGAACACAGCAUAGGAACAAACUCUGAACAGCGGACCAAUAAGCACAAGGAAAUAGCUAAGACAAUCGUAAUACUUAAUGUUAUGCUGAUCGUCACGGCUUUUCCUUACUUCGUUGCCAAGCAGAUCGAGUAUCUGUACCGGUUGAAGGUGAUACGCGGAGACGGAUUGGCGAGGUUUUUUUCCUACUACUACCAGCCUGUCGCUGUGCUGAAUUUUGCACUCAACCCCAUUCUUUACUCCUUACGUCUGCCUGACUAUCGACGCAGUUUAUUCGCGUUGCCUUGCCACUGCGAAAAACGCGUGUUCGAAAGUGGUUUAGCAAGUAUGAGGACAGCAUUGUCCUGA